ACCAAGGACUGCGUUUUGUUGUAUUACUGAUCGUUUGAAUAAUAUUCGCAUUGUGAAUAACGCUUUGCUCAUUACACAACGGAAGAGGAUUGAUAUACGUUCUGGCGCAAACUUUUUCUUUUAACAAAUAUGGCAAGCCAGACGAAAAAACUAAAAACUGAGGAGUUACCUUCAAAACCAUUCACAAACAAUGGUGUUUAUGAUGAUGAAGUAACGCUCGUAUUUGGAGCCUCUAGAGAGAAGAAGUUGUUUGUUCCGCGCACUUUUCUAUGCGUUGCCUCACCUGUAUUCGAAGCUAUGUUCACGCAUGACUUUAAAGAAAAGAAGCAGAAAAGUAUAACGAUGACCGGGAAAAACUACGCUUUUUUUCUUGAGUUUCUUUUGUGUAUUCAUCCGAGAAUUCAGAAAUCAGUGGAAGUUUCAAAUGUUCUUUACAUUGCCCCCUUUGCGGAAGAAUACCAAGUAACUUCAAUUGUUGAGAAAUGCAAGACCGUCAUGAAUUCCAUGUUAUCAAAUGCAGUCGAAAGAGCGGGAUCAUGUACCGGUAUCAAUAUUCUCUAUCAACUGGAACCAGUAAGAGAGUGCCUCUACGUCUUGAAAUUAGCCGAUACUCUAAACUAUACAGAUAUCGUCACUCGAGCUGUACAAACGAUAGCGAAAUGCGGAUAUUGUCAUUACAGUGAUGAGGUGGGUUUUAAUGCUGAAAGUAAGUUUAGCAACUAUAACCCGAGUUUACAGACGACAGUUGGUCCAGGAAGCAAACAAACGUAUGGAGAUAUUCGUAAAGAUUGCGUUACUAUGUUCAAAAUUCUCCCAGCAGAGCUUCGUUGUAGAAUUUUAUCAGCAAGACUGACUCUCGUCAAUGACGAUAAUUUUAGAAGAUAAUGUCAUAAUUGUGCAUAAUAAUAUUGCAUAAUACUGACUAACUGUGGUAUUUAUUCUGUUCUAUAAACAGUCGUGUAUGUAUACAUGUUAAAUAUUAAAAACACUUAGAGACGCAUAUAUGAUGCAGUUGUUACUGAGUAAUGCUACUUCAUUUUGCAAAAUGCGCAGCACAUGAUGAUAAAAAUAUAACUACACGAUCCGUGACAAACGCAUACUAUGACCUCCCUUUGAUUAAUAGAUGGUGACAAUAUUAAAUCACCACACGUUUGACAGAAAAGUAAAUGACGAAUAUGAAUAACACAAUAUUUCUUUUACCAAAUUAUGACGGGUGACUAGUGAAGUAUAUUAUAUGUUAUUCUAACACAACUUGCAUUUAAUUGCUAUAUAAGGAUAAAGCAAACAGUCAAUAUAUUCAUGAGUGUUCGAUAAAAUUUGAUUGGCUGAUAUAUUUUGCCCCCUACGAUUGUAACGUAAGAGAUUCUACUAUUCUACUUUUGUUCCAUUACAUACGAAUUAUUUCAGGGUAAUACAGCUGAAAACAAGAUUUCAAAAACAUAAUUAUACUAAAAAGUCAUACUGACUUAUGUUUAGGACCGUUACAUACGUUUUGAUCUCUACAGCGAAUUAAAUUAGCUCAAGUAUGAUUCAGCGGUGACGUCAAAAAUGUAUGAUAUGAUAAGUAUGAUGUGAUAAUAAUGUGACGUCAUGUAAAAGUUAAGCUCGUAACUGUUCAUAAAUAGUUUGCGAGCUGUUAGAUUACUAGUUUAUAAAUACUUCUCAAAAGUCUAAUAAAAAAGGAACAAAUAUCUAUAGAUCUACGUUCCAUUGGCUAUGCAACACUUUCUAACCAUGGGGGUAACUCGAAUGACUAAUUACUCUGAAAAUGUAAUACUGUAAAUUGCGAAUUAUUUGCAUUGUUAGAAUCAAAAUAAUCAAUAUGUUCCAAUAAUUUUAUCAGUUAAUAAAAUAUGGGCAGGAGUUCGGAUGCGUAAUAAUUUAAUCACGAGUAAGGGAUUAAUAACUGAUAAAAUAUAGGAGCAUAUUUAUCAUUUCUUAAUUAUUUGUAGAACAGAACAGGACAGAAAAGAACACACAUUUUAUUUGCAUAAAUGCUGGUGUUCAGAAACAAAAACGAUAUCAACCAGUCCCCAUUUAAUGCCCCAUUUAUGAUUAUUAGUCGGUGGUUAGUAUGAUACAGCGCGUUAUAAAAUGGCUGGGUACUUUUUCUUUCAUUUGGGCACAGGACCGACAGAAUGUUUCGAAAUUAAGAACAUAAAAGACCAUUGGGAAUGAAUUAAAAGUGAUAAUUACCUUUCAUUAGACUUUGUGUAAAUAAUACAUAAAGAUGUAAAAACAACAACCUUGAUACCCCGAUUUCUUUAACCGAUAUUACUUAAUUAGUUCAUUAGAUUUCUAUGAAUGAAGAACUAACUUUUAACAAGUAUUUAAGCACUUUAAAUUUAAUAUGGGGUUCAUUUUUGUAUUAUUUUAUAUAUAAUGUGUGUAUCCGUGAAUUAUUUUUGAACAUUUAUGAAAGGUGAAAGGGCCGGGUGUAACCUGAAAUAACAUGUGAAUAAAUAAGUGUACUGUAAAAGAAUUGUGUGAGUAUUCCCUAAAUGAGAUUUUACAUCGUGUUAUUGGUUUGAACAAUUGACUGCGAUAAUAUUUAAUUGUGAAAUUCAUUUAACUUUAGUACAUGUAUUGUUCGUAAAUAUGGACCUGGCACUCAUGAAUAUUCCGUAUAUUUUCGUAAAUUAAUAUUCGGUGUCCGAAAUCAUAUAGCAGUAAAACUAUUCCAUAUAUAUUUCUCUAUUGACAUAAUGUCGCAUGUACUGGUAACCGUGCGGACAACAAGUUUAGCUGUCAGUCUAGGGAUUGUUGGUUUGAGUAAUUCAUUCAUUUUGCCAUUUUUGUAGUAAUUGCUACCAUAAAAAAUCAUUCUAAAACGUUUUGUACCUUAUACUGCUUUCGUCCAUUAUAUUAAUGCCCUCUUUUUCAACACCUGUAACAUUUUUACAGCCGUAAUAUAACUUUAGGCAUAUUUACAGUUGUAACGUUUUCAUUUUUACAACUGUAAUUUUUUAACAGCUGUGUCUCAUUUGCACAUUUGUUUUACAGUCGUUUUACAGCUGUAAAUUGAAAUCUACAGCUGUAAAAUCAAUGUUAUCAUAUAUAAUCUACAGUUGUAAAUUUGAAAUAAUCUGAUUGAAAAUUGUGGCAUAUGUUACGGUCAAUGAUCGGGGGUCCUCCUCGGACAAAUUGUUCAAUUUUAUAACACAAAAUGCUGCAUUUUUAAGCACUUUGAAUUUAAUACGACCUUGUUCAUUAUUGUAUUAUUUCAGUGUGUGUAUCCGUGUAUUAUUGUUGAACAUUUAUAUAAGGUGACAUAUAGGCCCGUUUUGGCCGGGUGUUUAAAAUUUGUAAUAUUUUAUAUUUAUAUAUCGAUGCCAAACACAUGUCACUAUAGUAAAAGAUCAUCUCUGAUACAAGUAACCUGAAAUAACAUGUGAAUAAAUAAGUGUACUGUAAAAGAAUUGUGUGAGUAUUCCCUAAAUGAGAUUUUACAUCGUGUUAUUGGUUUGACUGGGAUAAUAUUUAAUUGUGAAAUAAACAUUUAACUUU
Mercenaria mercenaria is the source of this 3507-nucleotide messenger RNA. RefSeq lists its product as uncharacterized. Gene Ontology annotation, molecular function: protein binding. The record is from RefSeq and is a predicted model, not a curated record. The transcript has 2 exons. The coding region runs from base 130 to 885 and encodes 251 amino acids. NCBI's taxonomy places the organism in Eukaryota, Metazoa, Mollusca, Bivalvia, Venerida, Veneridae.